Messenger RNA from Triticum aestivum (bread wheat), 3485 nucleotides. Its product is annotated as NF-kappa-B essential modulator. NCBI's taxonomy places the organism in Eukaryota, Viridiplantae, Streptophyta, Magnoliopsida, Poales, Poaceae. The record is from RefSeq and is a predicted model, not a curated record.
CUUCCUGUGAGUCCCUGAUCUUGAUCGUACACAUUUGCGUUCAUGAUUAGUGUAUGAUUGAAUCGGGGGCGUCACAACGCGACUGUUGCGGGAUUUGACAGGAUCGUCUGGGCCUACAUGUCAGUCACUCGGAAGCAACUCCAUAUAAGUUGCUGGCUCUGGGCUUUUGAACAGUGCGCCCUCAUUUCCCCUCUUUCUUCUCGAAUAUCUCCGCCACUUCCGCUCCCAUCCCGGUGCCAUCGGUCCGUUCGAGCUUCGUCUGCGACGAUGGUGAAGGAGAAGAUGGCGACCCUGGAGCGCGCGAAGAAGACGGCGGCGCAGGCGAAGGCGAAGAAGUCCGGCCGGGGCGGAUCUUCCUCGAGGUCUGCCUUGCCGUGGGUCUGGAUCCAGGGUGACUGGAUGCCCUCGGCGAUUCGUCAGGAUGACAUUGACGACCUGGUCGAGGGGGGACUCAUUCCUCACGGAUCUGCGCGCCUCCUGGGGAACGAGAUCGAGCCGCAGCCUCUCAAGGGUGAGUGUGUCCUUAUCGCCACUCACGUCGACCGCGGAUUCUCCCUGCCCCCUCAUCCUUUUUUCCGGAGUUUCUUGAACUUUUUCGGAGCGCAACUCCAUCACUUUACUCCAAAAUUCCAUCGUGUACCUUGCUACCCUCUUGUCGCUGUGCGAGAAUUUCUGGGGUUGCCGUCCUCAUUGGGGCCUCUUCAAGCACAUUUUUACUUGUCGUUCUCAGUCAGUUAAGAAAGCCAAGUCGAGUGACGAUAAGACACAAGUGAUUCAGAUGUGCGGGGGUCUUGGGAUCUAGAUGAGAAGAAAAAGUUCUUUUCCAACUAUGAUUCUUCCUGACUCGGUCCACGGGUGGCAGUCGACCUGGUUCUACUGCAGAGACCAGCCGACCCCAGGCAGGCGACGGGUCUUCCCCCUUUCUCCCUGAACCGAGCAGAAAAACCUUCCUCUCUGAAAGUGACACCGGAAAAGAAGGCACAAGUCAAAGUGUUGGUUAGUCGAGUGGUUCAGCUUGUCCGCGACGGGGUAACUGGUAUGGAUUUGCUAGAGGUCUUCCUCUGGAGACGUAUCCAACCGCUCCAAGCUUGUGACCAUCCGAUGUGGUUGUAUUCGGGUCUCGAUGACACCACUCGGAUUCACCCGGAGGAGGUCGACGAGGCUACGUUGGAGGGGUGGUUGUCGAGUAUCACAGGGAACAAAGACAACCCCCGAGGAGCCAGGAGGAUUCCUCCACUCGACCAAUCAUAUGAAGUAGAUCAGGUCCGAUUCCGCAUCUCUGACUGUGGCCUUGCUUUCUUCAUUCUGUUUGCUUAAAAUCAAUCGACUGACCUUUGUCUUGUUUGUUGUCUUCUAGACCAUUACUGAGAUGUACUCGAUGCCCAACGGGGCGCAAGAACAGACCGAGGAGGAGGAGGCGAGUGGAGGUGAAAGCGGGGAGGAGUGGCAAUCCGAUGGUGAGGGGGAAGAGGAUGACGACGGCUCCAAUGAUGACGACCUCCUCGCACGGAAAGGCGAUCCAAGCUUAUUCAUGACCCCGCGAGCGAGCGUGGCAAAGCAGCUGCGCCUGUUGGGCAGUCGUCAAAACGCCCUCGGACGGUUUCUCCGGCGCCGACUGAAAAAGCGCCGAAGCAUCCACGGGCGGCGUCAUCAAAGCCGCUGAAGGCCUUGCCCAAGAUGAGAAUGUCCAUCCCUACCAUUUCCGGUGCUGCUACCUCCGAGACUUCCGCCACGAACGAAGACCAGGAAAUGGAAAACGCUGUCACCUCCAACCUUGGUAUGAUUUUUGCAGUUUCACUUUUGGUCGAUUGGAUUUUCGUUUUUAACUUUGGAUUUUUCCUGAACCUCCUCCUCAUGUCAUUGAUCUCCCUGAUGAUGACGACGAGGUGCCACUAAGGGCGAGGAAGAAUAAAAAGGCGCCGACUGGCAAGACUUCUCAGAUUGCAUCAGUGCCUGAGACAUCGAUUCAAGAGGGUGGAGAUGUGACUCGGCAUUCCGUGUCCUUUGCUGUGCCGCUGAUGAGUGUUAGGCCUUCGUCGUUGACUGCUGACCCACCCUACCUUUUCGCCACACACCACGUCCCAGAGGACCAAGUGGGUGCUGCUAAGGAGGCUAUACGCCAGGCGGGGAUCAUGAUGGAGCAGGUGAAGGCGAUCCGGGAAGCCAGCCAGGCGGCCUAUGAUGCUAGCUCAGCCCUUCAGAGCAACGUCCAGAAAUCUUGUGAGCUUGUGGCUCGCUGUGCUGAGUUGGAAAACAAACAGAUCCAGCUUGACCUUGACUUGAAGCUUAUUCAGGAGAACUUUCAAAAGGCGAAAGACGAAGCAAAAGAUAAAAUGAAGGAGGCUCUGAAGAAGAAGGACCGUGACCUUGCCGAGGCGCAGAAGGCGGCUUUGGACAAAACGAAGCUUGCGGAAGAAAAACUGGCUUCAGUCGGUAAACUUGAGGAGGAGAACGCCAAUCUGAAAGCUGCUCCCGAUGCGGCCAACAAGGAGGUCAGUCGUCUGAAGAAUGAUAAGAUAGCUCUGAGUGACAAGGCUAGUGAACCGGUGGGGAAGAGGAAUGAUCUGGAGGCCUAUCUCUGACUUGUUAUCAUCGACUCAUGGUAGAACUGGUGGUUUAUCUUUGAAUGUUUACAGAAUUCUGCCAAAACUUCGAGGAGGAGACCAGUCGAGUGGAGACAGGCUUGGAUCCCAUCAACUCCCCUGUGAAGGAUGAAACUACUAUGAACGUGCUCCGACUGGAGUCUCGUGUUGCUAGUGUGGUUGACUACCUUGCUUGACUAAAGGUUGCGGCGUCGCGAAUCGACACGACACUCUGGCCAGGAGCGACGCUUCAAAAUGACCUCGAGUCUCUAAUGACUCAACUGCAUGAAGUUCCAGGUCGAGUGCAAGAAUGGAAUAAGUCUUCUGUGAGGUGCGGCGCUGACGUUGCCCUGUCCCUGGUCCGCGUUCACUGCAAGGAUGCACGAGAGGAGAAGCUGGCGUCCAUCAAAGUUGCCAAUACCAAGAAGCACGACUUCCAAUCUUUCAUGGAGACCUUCAUUGCUACUGCCACUCGGAUUGCUCACGGAAUUGACUUGGACCAGUUUGUCGCGCCCUCCAGUCCUCCACCUGAGGAGUAAGAAAAACUUCUAUGCUUCGCUUUAAAUUUGCCUCGGAAUGCCGAGUGGUUCUGUAACCGAUAAACUUUUACAGGCUUGACGCCUGAGCACUUCUGAAUCCGUAGGAUGUUAUCCGAACUUGGCUUAUCAUUGAAUAUGCUUGCAUUUGCCUUCGAGUGAACUUUGUUCUUCACUCAGAAUAUACUUUUAGUGCUUGAGACGCAGCCCUGAGGUGGAUAAUCCAGUCGACCUGCGCUUCACCGCUCUUGCAGGUAGGGAUGGAGCACAGAUUGCAGUCGACCUGCGUCCUUGAGGAUCGGGAUGGAUCGCACGUUAUAUUUGUGGCGUAGCUCUUAAGGAGAAGGCAACAGUCGACCUGCACCUC